AUGUCCAACAAUAUGAUCUCUCUUUUGCUGAUCAUGUGUGUCAACGCUAUUGAGGUGACCUCAGAAAAGCAGUGGUUCCGUCAGAAGAGAGCCUGGAUCAUAGAUUCCUUUAGUAUAGAGGAAGAGCACCCAGGGCCUUUUCCUUAUGAGCUAGGACAACUUAGUUUGGAGAAGAAGUUCAUGCUUAAUUUCGUAGUCCACGGUCAAGGUGUGGAUGAGGAUCCAAAAGGCAUUCUUGAAAUUGACAAUGAGGGAGUCAUUACGGUCCACAAAAAAGUUGACUACGAGAAAUACAAGGUUCUUCGGGUCAGAUUUGAAGCAAAAUACAUCUCUACUGGUGAAACACAGACAAAUCUUGCAAUAGAUAUAAGUAUAAAAGACAUCAACGAUCAUGCUCCGCAAUUCUCAUCAGAAAAAUAUGAAGUCAGUGUGCAAGAAUCAACUCAACAAGGAGAACAUCUAGUAACCUUGAGCGCAGCGGACGGUGAUGAUUCAAGAACCAACAAUGGCACUUUUUCUUUUACAAUCGUCUCAGUUACUCCCAACAAUGACAACGUAAAGUUCUUCAUCAAAAAACAAGACAGUCAAAUUGCAGAAAUCUCUUUCAAGGGCUGUUUGGAUUAUGAGACAGCUCAGAAAUAUACCAUCCUGGUUGAAGCAAAGGAUCAUGGAGAGAAAGUGCAAUUAUCCAGCACAACUACAGUGAUAAUCAACAUUAUUGACAGAAACAACCAUCUACCUGUGUUUUCUGGUCUAACAGGUACUGGAAAUGUGAAGGAGAGAGAGACAGAUAUACCUGUUUAUCGGCUGCAAGUUACUGACAGAGAUACUGAAAAAACAGCAGCCUGGAAAGCCAAAUAUAUCAUUAAUGGGGACCCAUGGAAAUAUUUCAAGAUUGAAACUGACCCUGCUUCUAAUGAAGGAGUCAUAACUGUCGUCAAGCCCUUGGACUUUGAGGAGCACGCACAUAGGAACUUGUUGGUCACUGUGGAGAAUGAAGAGGCCUUCUUUUCCUGUGAAGUAAAAGGACGUCCAUCUAAAGGUCUUUGGGAUGUAGUGUACUCCAGGACUUUAAAUAUGACACAGCAUUUGGGUUUCCCACUAAACAUUACUGUAGAGGAUGUCAAUGACCCUCCUGUAUUUACAGAGGCUGUCAAACAUGUAACUGUCUUUGAGAAUGUGGUACCAGGAAAACAGCUGGAGACUUUCACUGCUCAAGACCUGGACAGGAGACAUAGUAACACUUUUGAGUUCUUUAAAGGAAAUGAUCCAGCAAACUGGGUAACUGUGGAUUCAAAAACUGGUCAAGUUUCAACAGCAAAAGUUAUUGACAGAGAGUCGUCCUUUGUGAAAGACAGCACAUACACAGUUACCUUGCUUGCAGUUGAUAAUGGUGAGCCACCAAUGACAGGCACAGGAACCCUGAUUAUUCACAUUAAAGACCAGAAUGAUAAUGUGCCAGUUCUCUCUGAAAAUAAACUGAACUUGUGUCUGUCUGAUGAACCCACAAGAACCAAACUCAGUGCUGUAGACCCAGACCUUCCACCCUACAGUGGGCCAUUCCUCUUCGAACUCAUAGGGGAUGUGGAGGGGAAAUGGAGCCUGGAUCCAUUUAAUGGGACUGUGAGCCUUGUCAAAGGCAACUCUGUACAUGCAGGAAACUAUACACUAACCCUGAAGAUUUCUGACCUACAAGAGAAAUAUUCGUUGCAGCUCUUGUCUGUGGUGGUUUGUGAUUGUUCAGUCACGUCUGACUGUAGGCAUAGAAAAACAUCUACUUGGCUUGGUGGUGGAGGUGUUGGGAUAAAACUCAAUGCUUUUCUGGAUCUAGAGGAGAAACCAGGUCAUUAUGAGCCCUCCAUAUAUGCCUACGAGGGUGACUAUGAUGGUAACACCAACCUGGAUGCCAUCUCUAUACCAGACAGUGGCUUCACACUGGAAGAACUAAACAACCUUGAUCCCAAGUUCAAACAACUGGCAUCCAUUUGUCAACCGGACCUCGUGAAGAUGUAG
Molecule: messenger RNA, 2013 nt
Organism: Chanos chanos (milkfish)
Lineage: Eukaryota; Metazoa; Chordata; Actinopteri; Gonorynchiformes; Chanidae
Product: cadherin-like protein 26
Exons: 12
Coding region: 1-2013 (670 amino acids)
Biological process (GO): adherens junction organization; cell-cell junction assembly; cell morphogenesis
Cellular component (GO): plasma membrane; adherens junction; catenin complex
Molecular function (GO): cadherin binding; beta-catenin binding; calcium ion binding
Source: RefSeq, a predicted model, not a curated record